AUAUAUAUACGCACAGCGGUGUACAAUGUUUUGUUGCAGGAUAGCGGUGGUGGCAAUGGCGAAACCCUCGUUUAUCAGAGCGGAAGAACCUUUGGUUCCUGAUCUCUCCACCGAGCGAGGCGUUUACGGUGGCGGAGCCCACAUUCGCCGCCGCGACAUCGUAUUUGUCGUCAACCCCCGAGGUGCUAAUGGACGUACCGGGAAAGAAUGGAAGAAGCUGGUACCGUAUCUCAGGUCUCGCCUCGGCGCUGAUUGCAAUAUAUGGGAAUCCUUGACGUCGGGUCCUUCUCAUGCCAUUGACAUAACAAGGGAGGCUAUACGCGAGGGUGCUGAUGCAGUGGUUGCAGUAGGGGGUGAUGGAACUCUUCAUGAGGUUGUUAAUGGCUUCUUCUGGGGAGGAAAACCUGUUUCUAAUAGUGAUACAAAGGCUAUCCAUACAACUGCACUUGGUCUUAUCCCGUUAGGGACUGGAUCUGAUUUUGCAAGAACGUUUCGCUGGAAAAAUGAUCCUCAUGAUGCCAUUGAACGCAUAGCUAGAGGAUUGAGAUCUCGGGUUGAUGUGGGAGUUAUUACUGCAGAAAAUGAAGAGCCUCACUAUUUCAUAAAUGUUGCUGAUAUUCAUUUGAGUGCCAAAGCAGGUUAUUACUCAUCUAGAUACAAAAGAUUUGGAAAUUUAUGCUAUGUCAUUGGUGCUUUGCAAGCGUUUUGGGGGCAUCAUAACCAGGACCUUAGGAUCAAGGUCAAUGAGGGUGAGUGGGAAGUAUAUUCUCAGGUAACAGCUGUUUGCAUUGGAAAUGCAAAAUUCUUUGGUGGUGGAAUGAAGAUUACACCAAAUGCUGAUCCUUCAAGUGGAAAUUUUGAGGUGGUUAUUCUUCAGGACUUCAAAUGGUAUGACUUUAUUCUUAAGCUACAUAAGCUGUAUGAUGGGACACACUUAUCGGUGAGAAAUGUAUAUUCAAAAAGUAUGCACUUCAUUGAGGUUGAGGAGAUUCUUGGCAGUGGCAGCAUUUAUGUUCAGUCAGAUGGGGAGUAUCUAGGGUUCCUUCCAAGGAAGUUUUGCAUUUUACCUGCUGCUAUUGAGAUGAUAUGCUGACAUGAACCUCAAUAAUGUCUAUUACGCAUGAUCUAUUAUGCAUGAAGUGCACUCGUUUUUUGCUAGAACUUGCAACUGACACAUUUGACACACCCGUCCUUCGACUUCCUUCGCGGCUUGGUAUGGAGCUAUAUGACUGUAACCUUAUUGUAGCUGAACAAACGACCAGAGGGAGAGAGCGAGAAAGAAAGAGAGAGAGAGAGAGAGAAGUAUGCUGUUUUCUGUUUGUAAGUUGUAACAGAGUAAAAUUUUGUGGCCGAUCUUGAGUUGUAGCAUGUUAUACUUUGUGGAUGUACCUUUGUCUGUGACUUGGACUUCGGAAACCUUCUGAAAUUGGUAUAUGCCCAGCAGUUGGGAGUAGUUAGGUAGCAUUGAUGCGCAGGGGGUGUCUCUGUGGUCUAUAAAUGCUACCUGGGCUUGAGCAUUCU
Ilex paraguariensis (yerba mate) is the source of this 1521-nucleotide messenger RNA. NCBI's taxonomy places the organism in Eukaryota, Viridiplantae, Streptophyta, Magnoliopsida, Aquifoliales, Aquifoliaceae. The record is from the annotation of a GenBank genome assembly.